Molecule: messenger RNA, 3316 nt
Organism: Microbotryum saponariae
Lineage: Eukaryota; Fungi; Basidiomycota; Microbotryomycetes; Microbotryales; Microbotryaceae
Source: the annotation of a GenBank genome assembly
AUGGCUGACGAUCCUUCCAAGGCGAUCAAGACCGAUGACGCGGCAACCGCGAUCCUGCGCCCCAAGAAGAGGUGCGUCCGCCACUUGGCUCGGGUCCUUGUGACUUGAGGCGUGCUGCGUGACUCGUGCACCCAUCACAGCAACUGACCUUGAUGAACUGCUCCUCUGGCCCGUGGUUCGAAUUGCAGUCCCAACCGUUUGAUCGUCGAUGAAUCGUCGUCGGAUGACAACUCGGUCGCGUCGCUCCACCCGGCAACGAUGGAGACGCUGCAGCUCUUCCGCGGCGACACCAUCAUUGUGCGAGGCAAGAAGCGCAAGGACACAGGUCAGUCCCUCCUAUCAACUCCCUGACUGCUCUUGUUCGACCUCGCCGUUCGCUGCGGUCGAUCGUGUACGUGGCCGAACCCCCGAACCGAUCGGCGCGGGCCAGGUGGCGCCCCGAAAGGAAGGUGCUCGAAGAAGUCAAAGGCUGUUGUCAUUUCAGGACCACUGGUAUCGUGCUUCCAUGUAUGAAGCUGAGCACUAUCUAGUAUGGGCAACUUUGGAGCGAUGGGUUCGGGUCUCAUCCGUGGCCGGGUCUCGCUACACCAGCGCCCACUUUGCCGGUCCGGCUGCGUGCGUGCCAAAUUGCUGACAAUGCCAUUUACCUCCUCGCCCCGUGCUCCCACCCUUGUCGCCCAAUCUCCCUGAUCUGCACCACAGUCCUCAUCGUCCUGUCCUCUGACGAUGUCGAGGAAGGCAAGAUCCACAUCAACAAGGGUACGUACCCAGUUUCGAGGAGGACCACGCACGAGGUUGGCAUGGCAACUGAUUGCGCGGCCCACGCUCUUUCCCAACCGCAGUCGCACGCAACAACCUCCGUGUCAAGCUCGGAGACAUCGCCUCGGUCCACGCUUGCCAUGACAUCAAGUAUGGCAAACGCAUCCAUGUCUUGCCGUUCGACGAUUCGAUCGAGGGUCAGUCGCUGCCCCCUUCCCCACCUCCCCAUGCGCUCUUGGUCGCAUUGACCACCUUAGACCAAGAGCUAACGCGGCCUCUCCUUCAAUCUUGCACCAUCUCAGGUCUCACGGGUGACAUCUUCAACGUAUUCCUCAAGCCCUACUUCCUCGAGGCGUACCGACCCGUCCGAAAGGGCGAUACCUUCCUCGCCAAGGGUGCCGCAAGGUUCGUGCUAAAGCUUACGGAAGCCUGUCUUGGGUUUGGGUUCAGGCAUAUGAAACUGACCAAGCGCUUACUGUGAUGUGCAACAUCGACUCACAGGAGUGUCGAGUUCAAGGUCGUUGAGACCGACCCGGCCGAAUACUGCAUCGUCGCACAAGACACCGUCAUCCACACCGAGGGUGACCCAAUCAAGCGAGAAGAUGAGGAGGGUAACCUCGCCGAUGUCGGCUACGACGACAUUGGUGGCUGCCGCAAGCAAAUGGCCCAGAUCCGUGAGCUUGUCGAGUUGCCGUUACGCCACCCCCAGCUGUUCAAGUCAAUCGGUAUCAAGCCCCCGCGUGGUAUUCUCAUGUUCGGACCGCCCGGUACCGGAAAGACGCUCAUGGCACGUGCGGUCGCCAACGAGACUGGCGCCUUCUUCUUCCUGAUCAACGGUCCCGAGAUCAUGUCCAAGAUGGCCGGUGACUCGGAGAGCAACCUGAGGAAGGCCUUUGAGGAGGCCGAGAAAAACGCACCCGCCAUCAUCUUUAUCGACGAAAUCGACUCGAUCGCUCCCAAGCGUGACAAGACCAACGGUGAAGUCGAGCGACGAGUCGUCUCCCAAUUGCUCACGCUCAUGGACGGCAUGAAGGCACGGUCCAACAUCGUCGUCAUGGCCGCUACCAACCGACCCAACUCGAUCGACCCCGCUCUCCGUCGUUUCGGUCGCUUCGAUCGUGAGGUUGACAUCGGUAUCCCCGAUGCCACCGGUCGAUUGGAGAUCUUGCGCAUCCACACCAAGAACAUGAAGCUCGCUGAUGACGUCGACCUCGAGAAGGUGAGCUCACCCUCGGGAGGUAUGAUCCACAUCGCUGUGUGCUGAUCUGCUUGUUUUACCACUCCCUUUUAGAUCGCUGCCGACACACAUGGUUACGUCGGUUCCGAUGUGGCGUCGCUCUGCUCCGAGGCGGCUAUGCAACAGAUCCGUGAAAAAAUGGACCUGAUCGACCUCGAAGAGGACACGAUCGACGCCGAGGUGCUCGACUCGCUCGGUAUCACCAUGGACAACUUCCGCUUCGCUCUCGGCACCUCGAACCCGUCGGCGUUGCGCGAGACCGUUGUCGAGAUUCCGACCGUCACCUGGGACGAUGUCGGAGGCCUCGAGAAGGUCAAGAUCGAGCUGCAAGAGACCGUGCAAUACCCCGUCGAGCACCCCGAAAAGUUCCUCAAGUACGGCAUGUCACCGUCCAAGGGUGUUUUGUUCUACGGUCCCCCUGGGACGGGUAAGACCUUGCUCGCCAAGGCGAUCGCGCACGAGUGCCAGGCCAACUUCAUCUCGAUCAAGGGUCCCGAGCUUUUGACAAUGUGGUUCGGUGAAUCCGAAGCCAACGUCCGUGACGUGUUCGACAAGGCUCGUGCUGCCGCGCCCGUCGUUAUGUUCUUCGACGAGUUGGAUUCGAUCGCAAAGGCGCGUGGUGGAGGAGGAGGAGACGCCGGUGGUGCCGGUGACCGUGUGUUGAACCAGAUCCUCACCGAGAUGGACGGCAUGAACGCCAAGAAGAACGUGUUCAUCAUCGGCGCAACGAACCGACCGGACCAGAUCGACUCGGCGCUCCUCCGUCCCGGACGUCUCGAUCAGCUCAUCUACAUCCCCCUCCCCGACGAGCCCUCGCGAAUUUCGAUUCUCAAGGCCGCGCUCAAGCGCUCGCCGAUUGCCAAGGAUGUCGACCUCAACUUCUUGGCCAAGAACACCCACGGCUUCUCCGGUGCCGAUUUGACCGAGAUCUGCCAGCGUGCCGCCAAGCUCGCGAUCCGUGCUUCGAUCGAGGCCGACAUGAAGGCCGACCGCGAACGCAAGGCCAAGGCCGCGACAAUGUCCGAGGAGGAGCAAGCUGCCGCCGCCGAAGCCGACGCCGCCAUGGACGUUGCUGAGGAGGACGACCCGGUGCCCGAGAUCACGCGUGCCCACUUCGAGGAGGCCAUGUCGUUCGCCCGUCGCUCGGUCAACGACCAGGACAUUCGCCGCUACGAGCUGUUCGCGCAAAACUUGCAGCAAUCGAGAGGGUUCGGUUCGUCGUUCAAGUUCCCCGACUCGGCCGAGGCGACCGGUGCGGACGCAGGAGCUGGUGGAGCCGCGUUCACUCAGCCCGAGGAGGAGGAUGACCUCUACUCGUGA